UUGUACAGCAGCAGCAGUUGUGCGCCUCGGGCCCGAAGCGAUUCAAUUUAGGGCCGAUUAUCGUUGUCGCACAUACCGUGCACAUACAAUAUAAUAUAUCGUACGGUGCCGUAUCGCUGUCCGACUUCGCAGGUCGCGUCGAGACAUAACUAAUAUCGUAUACGACGAUUGUCGUCAUGUCGUCCAUCUGCGUGUACUACCUUGCGUUCGCGUCUCUGGCGUUCGUGGUGGACAUGUCGAUAGCAGUGGAAUAUCCGGACCGUGCUCUCCGGUACCUGGCCGAGUUGGACGACGCGACAAGGUCGCACUGGGACGACGUGAUGUUCCUGCAGAAGAUGAUGGAGGUGGAUUACCUCUGGUGGCCGAUACUCUACGAGAUGGUGAAGAUUGAAGUGCCGAAAGUGUUGUACUUCGACCACUACACGGACCCGGACGAACCGGUGGACCCCAACGACCUGUUGGAUCUGGAGGACCACACGGACCAGGCGGCAACUACGGUCCAGGCGGCCCCUGUGGACCCAGCGAAAUCAGAUAACUCAGAGAACGAGGAAAAAAUUGUGUUGCUGUUUGCAUUACUUACGAACUUGAUGACAGCAAAGAAGUUCCCCGGCUCGGAAGUCAAGUCUGUGAUGAAGGCGUUCAAGUCCGCGAUGUCGUGUUCGGUGCUCAAGCACGUCUCGUUGCAGGGCAUUCUGCACUACAAUCUGGAGGUCCUUUGUUUGAAGUCUACACAAAUAACCGAGAGGAAAAUGUUCUACGACUGGAUGCUUAACAUGGUCCAGUUGUCCAUGGACAAAUUGACGGCCAUUGACCAUUCGCAGGACCCAGGGCUGCCGAUCAAUCGAACUCGCAAGCUCCUCGCCGAGAUGCGAAAAACAUUGAUGGCCAAACCGGAUCCCAGUAUCGUACACAGAAACCUGUUUGAAAUCGGCUCAGAAAUGUUCGACGAAAUCAAUAAAACGUGCGUUGUGCCUAAAGGAGAAGAUGGCCAUUAUAGCACGUUGAUCGCAGAUUUUAAUAAUGAUAAUAGGGUUGAAGAACUGAAGGCCCACCGCACACAGCUCACUGAAAACAUGAGAGAAGCCGCCAAUGUAAAAGACGUUAUUAUAAUGCACAAAAAUAAAGGGGAUAUAAAUAUCGGAAAGAACAUAAAUCCAGAAGGUAUUGCUUCACUGGACUGUGACACACUGAAAAGAGCUACGGGAGCAAACCACGUUCAAAUGAACUUUUUGUAUUUGAACUUGCCCAUACGAACCUUGGCCACAUCGCAGUGGACGAUUAUAUCCCAAGAUAAAUUACCAAUAACGAAGCCGCCAACAUCCACUACGAUCCCAUAGGUUGUUUAGAACAGCGGGAUAGUUAUCAUUAUGAGUAUAAUAUUUUAUAUCAUAAUAUUACGUUGUUUUUACUGUUGUUUUUAAGAAGCUGUAGUUGAAAUUACUUAAAGAUUAUACGUAAUAACUUUUACUCGUGUAUUAUUAUACAUAACUAUGCAAUAAAAUAUUAUUCUCAUAAUGUUUAUAUAAUAUAAACGUAUUCAAAUGUACCUAAUACGAUUAUAAAUACGGUUUUAAUACUAUUUAAAAUGAUUUCAUAGAAACUAACCAAAUAAAUGUUAUGUUUUUGAUUGAACUUCCUAAGUUAGUUUUUCAAUUUAUUACAAUAAAUGUAUCUUUUCAAACUAUACCCAAAAACACAAUUUUGUUUUUUCUACUACUGUUUUACUUACCUUGCAGUAUAUGUUCACAUUUUUUAAUUUUCAAUAUACUUAUGACUUAUCUAUUUAAUGUUUACUGUUUGGGUAAUUAUUAUAUCGAAUUUAUCAACUAAAAUAAGUGAAAGUUAUUUUUUUAACACUAAAUAAUAUAAGAUAUUUGAA
Myzus persicae (green peach aphid) is the source of this 1879-nucleotide messenger RNA. RefSeq lists its product as uncharacterized. NCBI's taxonomy places the organism in Eukaryota, Metazoa, Arthropoda, Insecta, Hemiptera, Aphididae. Bases 177 to 1337 code for a protein of 386 amino acids. The transcript has a single exon. The record is from RefSeq and is a predicted model, not a curated record.